AUAUUUUGGCCAUAACAUCACUGUUGCAUCGAUUUGUUCCUGUCCCAGAUCUUCUCUCUCCAAAGUUGCUUUUUCCUGGCCGGGAAAGAAGAACACGGCGACGCAGAUAACCGGUCGUUUUCAUGGUGGGAGAGACUCUCUUUCUGGCGAAUUUUCUUCCAUCUCUCACGAAGUAGUUGGUAGGGAGGGACACGUGGAGUGAAGUGGAAGAAACACUAGAAAACUGAUCCGUGACGCUGUUUUGAUUAGCGACGAUUGCUGGUCUUUCCAGAAAGUUUUGACAAACCGUCUGAAGAAGAACUGCGUGAUUAUUGAAGUGGUGAACGAUUUAAGUGAGCCUCGAAUCAUUGGCUUCUGUGCCUUCUCUCCUGAGACAACAAUGGCGAACAUCUUCAAGACAUCCCCUUGCCGGCGCCGGAGAAGCGACUUGGAGUCCGGGGCCGGUGGCUCCGGCGACUCCGAUUUGGACCCAUUCGAAAUCCCACCGAAGAAUGCUUCUAUCGAGCGUCUGCGUCAGUGGAGGAAAGCUGUGUUCGUGCUGAAUGCCUCCCGGAGAUUCAGGUACACCUUGAACUUGAAAAAGGAGGAAGAAAAGAGAGAGAUGAGAAGCAAGAUCAGAUCUCAUGCUCAAGCUCUUCUGGCUGCAAAUCGUUUCAUAGACAUGGGGGGCCGACCGGAGGGCGGAAAACAAACAGCUCCUGCAAUCCCUGCUGGUGAUUUUGGAAUUGGACCAGAACAACUUGUAUUAAUGUCAAAGGAUCACAACAUAGCUGCCUUGCAACAAAAUGGAGGGGUUCGAGGCUUGUCGAAUUUGUUGAAGACAAACAUAGAGAGAGGUAUCCAUGGUGAUGAUGGUGACUUGCUCAAUCGCAAGAACACCUUUGGGUCAAACACCUAUCCCCGCAAGAAAGGAAAAGGGUUUCUGAGAUUUCUCUGGGAAGCUUUCCAAGAUCUCACUUUAAUAAUUUUGAUGGUCGCAGCUGUAGCUUCUUUAGUACUCGGGAUUAAAACAGAGGGAAUCAAAGAAGGAUGGUAUGAUGGAGGCAGCAUUGCCUUUGCAGUUAUCCUUGUUGUCAUUGUGACAGCUAUCAGUGACUACAAACAGUCUCUCCAGUUCCAAAACCUGAACGAGGAAAAGAGAAACAUACAUCUGGAGGUGAUAAGAGGUGGAAGACGAGUUGAAAUUUCAAUAUAUGACAUCGUGGUGGGUGAUAUCGUACCCCUCAACAUUGGUAAUCAGGUACCAGCGGAUGGGGUAUUAAUAACUGGCCACUCGCUUGCGCUCGAUGAGUCCAGCAUGACUGGAGAGAGUAAAAUUGUUCCAAAAAAUACUAACAAGGACCCCUUCCUAAUGUCUGGCUGUAAAGUGGCAGAUGGCAAUGGUAUUAUGUUGGUCACGGCUGUUGGUAUUAACACCGAAUGGGGAUUGCUUAUGGCCAGUAUUUCAGAAGACAAUGGUGAAGAAACUCCGUUGCAGGUUCGCCUUAAUGGGGUGGCAACUUUUAUUGGUAUUGUUGGUCUGUCGGUUGCUCUUGCCGUCUUGUUGGUACUUCUGAUCCGGUAUUUCACUGGCCACACUGAAGAUAUUAAAGGUAAUCCUCAAUUUGUCAAAGGGAAGACAAAACCUGGUCAUGUGGUUGAUGACGUAAUCAAGAUUGUAACUGUAGCGGUUACAAUUGUGGUAGUAGCAGUGCCUGAGGGACUUCCACUAGCUGUUACUUUAACUCUUGCUUAUUCAAUGAGGAAAAUGAUGGUGGAUAAGGCAUUGGUGCGAAGGCUUUCAGCGUGUGAGACGAUGGGUUCUGCCACCACUAUUUGCAGUGAUAAAACUGGAACUUUGACUUUAAAUCAGAUGACAGUGGUUGAGGCUUAUGCUGGGGGGGACAAAAUGGAUACUCCUGACGACAGCUCACAGUUGCCACCAGAGCUUAAUUCAUUGCUUGUUGAAGGAGUAGCUCAAAACACAACUGGUGGUGUUUAUGUGCCAGAAAGUGGUGGCAAUGUUGAACUCUCUGGUUCGCCAACAGAAAAAGCCAUCCUCGGUUGGGGAAUUAAGUUGGGAAUGGAUUUUGAUGCUGUGAGGUCGCAGUCUUCAAUUCUCCAUGUUUUUCCUUUUAACUCGGAGAAAAAACGAGGCGGUGUUGCUGUGAAACUGCCUGAUGGCCAAGUUCAUAUUCAUUGGAAAGGAGCUUCUGAAAUUGUUCUGGCUUCAUGCAAAAGCUACAUGGAUGAAGGUGGUAAUGUGACAGAAAUGACUGAAGACAAGGUUUCAUAUUUUAAGAAUGCUAUAGAAGACAUGGCUGCUAGAACUCUACGAUGUGUAGCAUUGGCCUACAGAACCUACGAGGUUGAAAAAGUCCCAACGAGCGAAGAAGAACUCUCAAAGUGGGUUCUCCCAGAGGAUGACCUUUGUUUGCUUGCUAUCGUCGGUAUAAAGGAUCCUUGUAGACCGGGAGUCAGAGAUUCAGUUCAAUUGUGCCAAAAUGCUGGUGUGAAGGUCCGAAUGGUAACUGGUGACAACCUCCAAACUGCUAAAGCUAUUGCAAUGGAGUGCGGAAUAUUAACCUCUGAUGCUGACGCCACCGAGCCUAAUCUCAUCGAAGGAAAAACUUUCCGCUCCUUGUCAGAUGAAGAGAGAGAAAAGAUAGCUAGCAAGAUAUCGGUUAUGGGUAGGUCAUCACCCAAUGACAAACUCCUGCUUGUCCAAGCACUGAAAAGGCGUGGCCACGUCGUUGCGGUAACUGGAGACGGGACAAACGAUGCGCCUGCACUACAUGAGGCUGAUAUUGGGCUUGCUAUGGGAAUCCAAGGAACAGAAGUGGCGAAGGAGAGCUCAGAUAUCAUUAUCUUAGAUGACAACUUCGCUUCAGUUGUUAAGGUUGUAAGGUGGGGUCGGUCGGUCUAUGCGAACAUUCAGAAAUUCAUACAAUUUCAGCUAACGGUCAAUGUAGCAGCUCUCAUCAUUAACGUGGUAGCUGCAGUUUCAAGUGGCGAUGUCCCACUCAACGCUGUGCAGUUGCUGUGGGUUAAUCUCAUAAUGGACACUCUUGGAGCAUUGGCCUUGGCCACUGAACCCCCAACUGAUCACCUCAUGCAUAGGCCCCCUGUCGGAAGAAGAGAGCCUCUCAUCACCAAUAUCAUGUGGAGAAACUUGCUCAUUCAGGCUGCAUAUCAAGUGAGCGUACUAUUGGUUAUAAAUUUCCGAGGAAAGGGCUUGCUGCAUCUGGAGCAUGAAGAUCCCGCUCAUGCUACCAAAGUGAAGAAUACCCUAAUCUUCAACGCUUUUGUCCUCUGCCAAGUCUUUAAUGAAUUCAACGCCAGGAAACCAGACGAGAAGAAUAUCUUCAGAGGUGUCAUUAAAAACCGCUUAUUCAUCGGAAUUAUAGCCAUAACUCUUGUUCUUCAGGUGAUCAUAGUGGAGUUCCUUGGCAAGUUUGCUUCCACGACUCCACUCAACUGGAAGCAGUGGCUGAUCUGUGUCGCCAUCGGCUUUAUCAGUUGGCCGCUUGCUUUAAUAGGGAAGUUCAUCCCUGUUCCCAAAACACCUUUCAACCGAGUACUCGCUCGUACAUUUAGGCCCAAGAAAAGAGCUUCUUCCGACAGUUCAUUGUCCACUCGUUGAGAACUGUCCAUUACGAACGACUUCCCGGAUAUCAACUAUAAGGCAGACACCAUCUUUCCUAACUUCUGACCUAAAGGGUUACUUAGCGGAUUCUUCUCUUUCUUUUUUCUCGUAUACUUUUCAAGGUCGUACAUUGGUGAGUAUCUACCUUUAGUUCGUUUGCUGGGCAUCGGUUCAUAUAUUUUCUUACACGACAAAACUUAAAGAGUUGCAAAUUUUUUUGAGUUUGUGGGUGGGGGGCGGAGGGAAGUGAAGUGGAAAUAUGGUCGUGUGUGGCCUUGGGUGUGAUUUACUCUACAACUCGUUGGACGAUUUCCAUUCAUACACGUAUUUGGGAGAAGAAUAUACAUCAUACAAUACCUGUUUGUUUUGCUCUUUUUAUCAACCUUUUUUUACA
Messenger RNA from Tarenaya hassleriana, 4019 nucleotides. RefSeq names its product calcium-transporting ATPase 8, plasma membrane-type. The record is from RefSeq and is a predicted model, not a curated record. NCBI's taxonomy places the organism in Eukaryota, Viridiplantae, Streptophyta, Magnoliopsida, Brassicales, Cleomaceae. The transcript is spliced from 36 exons. Gene Ontology annotation, molecular function: ATP hydrolysis activity; calmodulin binding; P-type calcium transporter activity. Gene Ontology annotation, biological process: calcium ion transmembrane transport. Gene Ontology annotation, cellular component: intracellular membrane-bounded organelle; membrane. The coding region runs from base 380 to 3622 and encodes 1080 amino acids.